This is a messenger RNA of Austrofundulus limnaeus, 4377 nucleotides long. Its product is annotated as dual specificity tyrosine-phosphorylation-regulated kinase 1A. The coding region runs from base 1707 to 3848 and encodes 713 amino acids. The transcript is spliced from 11 exons. Gene Ontology annotation, biological process: peptidyl-serine phosphorylation; protein autophosphorylation; peptidyl-threonine phosphorylation. The record is from RefSeq and is a predicted model, not a curated record. Gene Ontology annotation, molecular function: ATP binding; protein serine/threonine kinase activity; protein serine/threonine/tyrosine kinase activity. Lineage: Eukaryota; Metazoa; Chordata; Actinopteri; Cyprinodontiformes; Rivulidae.
UUUGUCAGGAGGGUUCCCCCCCCACCCCCAGCUCAGUCUUUUCAAAUGUUCUCCCUUCCCGCCGGAAUAAUGCUGUCAGUGGAUAUAUUUUUGACGUUCAUGGAUUUCGAGACGCGUCUAGUGGAUCGGAUUAUCAAGAAGACCGCGAGCCCCGCUUUUUAACCCGGUUGAAACAAUUAGGCGGCGCCGCACUAACUCAGUUGUCCGUGUCUCUGGUCCACCGGGCCGGUUCACUGCGCAGGUUUGGACCGCGCGCCAUUUUGUGAAAAUUGACACAAAAUUUCUAACCAAAAUUUUUUUUUAUCAGAGGACACGGCUUCUGCACGGCCGGUAAAAUGCUCCAGGUAUAACCGCGUUGUCGCGCUCGUCGAGGUGACCGACGUACCAAACCGCAAAGACGGAGCGUUGAAUCGGAAUUUGGCACAGCGUUUAUUUAGCGGCGGCUAAAAUUGUUAGCUUCGGGCUAGUCAGCGGAACUAGCUGACGUUAGCUGCGCUCAUUUUGUCAACCAGCUAAGGUUAGCCAGUAAGUUACGCGUGCUAGUUAGCAUGUUGCUUGUCAUCAGCUGAUAGGCAUAUUUGAUAAAACUGCUUCGACCGCGGACGCUGUUCGUCAAAAGUUCGGGCCAUGAAGCGCACACUGGUUUCGACUGGUGGGUUAUUUUAGCCGGCCAGAGGACGGGGGAUUGGAUUUACUCGCUAACCGUGCAGGGAGGUGGAGAAUCAAGCUGGAUAAGUUUCCUCAUCAUACAGGUUAUUGGACUUUAAAUGAAGACCGUGCCAUCAGAGGUAAGUAAAGCGGAUUUAUUGRACGUAGCGUCCGUUUGUUUGGGCUUUCUUUUCACAGAUGUGUGUCCUGUGCAGCGUGAAUAGUUAACAAUGAUGGACGCGGUAGUGAAGUUAAAAAUGGUAGCUUUUUUUUUUCUUUUUGGUGUGGCGGCUAACGUUAUGUUUUAGCCAGGGUUUGCUUUCAGUCAGUAGGUCAGUGGAAGGGAUUUUAAUGUUGGACAUCCCAGCUGAGCUUUAUAACUGGACGUAGAGUCACGCUGACACGGUGUUAACAGCGUUUGCUAGCCCCCCUGCUAUAUCAGACUGUCAUUGUAUGAUUGAAGCCGCGUUAGCUUUACCUCCCCCGAUUUGAUCUGCUCAGUGCAGCGGUCUAACCGUGCUCAAAUCAGGGGUGGAUGUGGAUUUUUUUUCCUCCCUUUUUUUCUUUGCAMCUCAUAAGCUAACCUGGCUAAUGGCUAACUUGUUGACGAACCAGCUUUGAAUGGGGCCCCACUUUAGCCCCGCUGGCUGCACGUCGGUGCUGGUGAGCUGAUCUGCUCGUCUCGUCCCGCAGUUUUCAGGGCAACGACGACACACACACACACACACACACACACACACACACACACACACACACACCGACACACACACACACACACACACACACACACACACACACACAAAAAACCGCUCGUGCUAGUUUUAGUCCUCUGAUAGCGCGAGGCUGGAUGUCAUCUAUUUGAGGAUUUGGAGUCCCUCCACGGACAAUAAAUGUAGCGAGAGAGAGGAGGGACAGGGGAGGGAAAUGAACGCUGAAUAUGCUCCCUAAAUUCCAACCAUGACGAGAUCUACCCCUUCAUCUGAGGAGAGACUUCAGCAUGCAAACCUUCGUCCGUCCGGCUUGCGCCCUCUUUUUCUUUACACACUGCUGGUCUUCAGAUGGCUGCUCCAAUGCCCCAUACGCACCAGCAGUACAGUGACCGCCACCAGCCAAGCACUGACCAAUCUGUUACGGUCUUACCGUACAGCGACCAGACACCACAGCUCACUGCCAAUCAGAGGCACAUGCCCCAGUGCUUUCGUGACCCAACUUCAGCUCCCCUGAGGAAGCUCUCCAUUGACCUUAUCAAAACCUACAAACACAUCAAUGAGGUGUAUUAUGCAAAAAAGAAGCGACGGCACCAACAGGGUCAGGGUGAAGACUCCAGUCACAAAAAGGAGAGGAAAGUCUUUAAUGAUGGCUAUGACGAUGAUAACUAUGACUACAUCGUCAAGAAUGGGGAGAAGUGGAUGGACCGCUAUGAAAUUGAUUCCUUGAUAGGAAAAGGGUCGUUUGGACAGGUUGUGAAAGCGUAUGACAGAGUGGAGCAGGAAUGGGUCGCCAUUAAGAUCAUUAAGAACAAGAAAGCUUUCCUCAAUCAAGCCCAGAUAGAAGUGCGCCUCCUGGAGCUGAUGAACAAACAUGAUACUGAGAUGAAAUACUACAUCGUUCACCUAAAGCGACACUUCAUGUUUCGGAACCACCUCUGCCUCGUGUUUGAGAUGCUGUCAUAUAACUUGUACGACCUGCUCCGAAACACCAACUUCCGCGGCGUCUCGCUCAAUCUCACGCGGAAGUUUGCCCAGCAGCUAUGCACGGCGCUACUCUUCCUGGCCACGCCUGAGCUCAGCAUCAUCCACUGUGACCUGAAGCCCGAGAACAUCCUCCUCUGCAACCCCAAGAGGAGCGCCAUCAAAAUAGUGGACUUUGGCAGCUCGUGCCAACUGGGACAAAGGAUAUACCAGUACAUCCAGAGUCGCUUCUACCGUUCCCCAGAGGUGCUGCUGGGAAUGCCCUAUGACUUGGCCAUCGAUAUGUGGUCCCUGGGUUGCAUCUUGGUGGAGAUGCACACUGGAGAACCUCUCUUUAGUGGAGCCAAUGAGGUGGAUCAGAUGAACAAAAUAGUUGAGGUUCUUGGUAUCCCACCUAAUCACAUAAUGGACCUAGCCCCUAAAGCCAGGAAGUUCUUCGAGAAGCUUUCGGAUGGUACAUGGAGUGUUAAGAAGACCAAAGAUGGCAAAAGGUAUAAGCCUCCAGCUUCACGGAAGCUCCAUUCAAUCCUGGGUGUGGAGACAGGGGGUCCAGGUGGCCGGCGGGCGGGGGAGUCUGGUCACGCUGUCGCUGACUACUUGAAGUUCAAGGACCUGAUCCUGCGGAUGUUGGACUACGACCCCAAGAGUCGCAUCCAGCCCUACUAUGCCCUGCAGCACAGCUUCUUCAAGAAGACUGCGGACGAGGGGACCAAUACGAGCAGUAGCGUGUCUACAAGCCCCGCAUUAGAGCAAUCCCAGUCUUCAGGAACCACCUCCAGCACCUCCUCUAGUUCAGGAGGAUCGUCUGGGACUAGUACCAGCGGCAGAGCCAGGUCAGACCCCACCCAUCACCACUUGCACAGUGGAGGACACUUUGGCACGACAAUGCCAGCUAUUGAUGGUGACAGCCUCUGUCCACAGGCCAGGCAGCCGUACCCACCCCCGCUGGUGUGGGGAGGUGGCGUCGGUCCCGAGUCAGUCACUGGAGAGACCCACCCAGUUCAGGAGACCACCUUCCAUGUCCCCCCCCAGCACCCCAAGGCCCUGCACCCCCACUCCCACGCUCAUCACCACCACGGGCCGAUGAUGGCCACGCGUCCACGUCCGCGCCACUACACCUCCCCGACACACAGCUCUUCAACGCAGGACUCCAUGGAGGUGGUCCACGGCCACCUGUCCAUGACCUCCCUGUCUUCCUCCGCCUCCUCUUCCUCGACAUCGUCCUCUUCCACUGGGAACCACGGCAACCAGGCCUACCAGCUCCGCCACCUGCCCGCCGGAGCCCUUGACUUUGGUCAGAAUGGUGGGCUGAGCAUGGGGCUAGGUGCCUUCUCGAACCCGCGGCAGGAGACUGGCAUGGCGGCGCACCCUGCGUUCUCCAUGGGCACGAACACGGGGCCGGCCCAUUACCUAGCAGAGGGCCACCUGAGCAUGAGGCAGGGCAUGGACCGGGAGGAGUCUCCAAUGACUGGAGUGUGUGUGCAGCAGAGUUCCAUGGCCAGCUCGUGACUGCACUGACAUUUUUGGCUGUGUGUUCCCCCUGUGCGUCAUUUUUAAGGUGGUGUUUUUUACUACAAGGUGUGUUGAGAACAAAAAGCUGCUCACGUCAGAAGGGAGAUAUCACUGAACCGCUACUACGYAGAAAAAAACCUUUGUUUAAAAGUAUAUAUGUAAUUUUUAUGAGUUUUUUUUUUCUUUUCUUUUCUUUUGCAAUCAUUAGGCACAAAAUAAUAACUGCGGAAUAACCAUAGUGAGAUUGAGACAUCCAUCUUACCAUUUCACCAGUUUCAUGUAACCACAAAGUAAUCACCAUUUGGUAUUAUGUGGCAAAAUCUACGGAGCAUUUCAGAGCAGAGAUUCGGAGCUAGCUGUUGGUGGUGAAAUGCUUGGCGUCCUCUUUAGGUUCGAACCGUGGAGCACCUGACAUUACUGCUCCACUGGUUGGUAAUGAUUUCUGCCCUUUUUUUAUGUUUUGAAAGUGAAGUUUCACAUAAAAAAAUCAGCUGCUUGUAAAUCCUGUAGCUUGACAACGAUGGGG